Leishmania braziliensis MHOM/BR/75/M2904 is the source of this 276-nucleotide messenger RNA. RefSeq lists its product as hypothetical. The transcript has a single exon. The record is from RefSeq and is a predicted model, not a curated record. NCBI's taxonomy places the organism in Eukaryota, Euglenozoa, Kinetoplastea, Trypanosomatida, Trypanosomatidae. The coding region runs from base 1 to 276 and encodes 91 amino acids.
AUGUUCUACGGGGUGAGGAUGUGCCGUGCUGCUGUGGCAAACACCGCCCCAGGGAUACUGCACAGAGCGGCUUCAUUGCAGUCAGAAACGCCAUGCGCUAGGCUUGCCGACAAGAUUGUGCGCGGUCCGCUGAAGUCGGUCUAUUACACACACCCCAGCUACGUGAUGUCCCGCGAUAAGAUGCUUCAUACAAUCUGGGUGGACUUAGGGAUCUUUCACACAUGCGCCUAUGUGUUGUUCCCUUUUUUCUUUAUCGCCAAUUUUUUUAAGGCGUGA